AUGGCAUUAAAAAUAAAUGGAGCAAUGAUUAUUAUUGUCUGCCAAUGUUUAUAUGUUUCGAGUGGACCAAAUCAUAUGGAUCUAAUAAAACCAAUCCAAACACUGGUGCAAAAGCCUAUGGACCUUCUGAAGUUAGCUGUUUCCUCGAACUAUGACGAAAAUAAACCAAAUGAUAUCUUCGACAUUUUCCGGGACAAAUAUCCAUUACCAAACAAUGUAAAGGCGCCAUAUUCUCAAUACGACUACAUUAUCAUUGGCGCAGGAUCAGCUGGCUGCGUCGUCGCGAACAGAUUAACCGAAAAUCCUAAUACUACAGUCCUUCUUCUUGAAGUAGGCAGACCAGAAUCACUUUUCACAGACUUGCCUUCAAUUGCCCCUUAUUUUCAGAGAACAGAAUAUUCGUGGCCAUAUUACAUGGAACCACAACCAGGUGUUUGUAUGGGUAUGAUAAAUAAGAAGUGUUACUGGCCAAGGGGUAGAGCGGUGGGGGGAUCUAGCGUGAUCAAUUAUAUGAUUUACACUAGAGGAAGACCACAAGACUGGAAUCGUAUCGCAGCUAAAGGAAAUUAUGGAUGGAGUUACGAUGAGGUUUUGGAGUAUUAUAAGAAAUCUGAACGAGCCAGUCUUUUAGGGCUAGAAGAUUCCCCAUAUCAUGGACGUAAAGGAGAAAUGAACAUAGAGUUUACGCCGACAACACCAUUAGCAGACGCAUUUCUCGAAGCUGGAAGAAUAUUAGGAAUACCGACUACUGAUUACAAUGCUCCAGAACAACUAGGUUUUGGUUAUGUACAAACAAACACAGACUCUGGAAGGCGAGUCAGCGCCGCAAAGGCUUUUUUGCAUAAUAUUAAAAAAAGAACCAAUUUGCAUAUUUUACCAUUAGCGAGAGCAACAAAGAUUCUUAUAAAUGAAGAUAAAGUCGCCUACGGAGUACAGUUCACAUGGCGUAAGCAAUUAUGGAAAAUUCGUACACGGGAAGAGGUUAUACUUUCAGCUGGUCCUAUAGCUUCUCCGCAACUGCUUAUGUUGUCAGGAAUUGGACCUCGAGACAACCUAGAAAGAGUUGGAGUACCAGUCGUACAAGACCUACCCGUAGGUCGAACUCUUUAUGAUCAUAUAACCUUUCCCGGACUAGUAUUUACUUUAAACACUUCAGCUAGUUUAAUAGAAAACCAAAUUACCUCAAACGCUCUAACGAAUUUAAUUGAAUGGAUUCAAUAUGGUAAUAAUGAGUUAGCUACUGCUGGAGCCGCGGAAGCUAUAGGUUAUAUCAAGACAAUUGAGUCGGAUGAUCCUGAAAAUGUUCCUGAUAUCGAACUCAUAAGCAUUGGUGGCUCUUUGGUAUCUGACGGUGGAGCAAGUGGUAGUAAGUCUGUACGAAGAGGAAUGAUGAUACAGGAAGAACUCUUUGACAAAGCUUACGGACCCAUCGAUGCCACUUAUACUUGGACUGCUUUUCCUAUGUUACUUCAUCCAAAAUCAGUUGGUUACUUAGAAUUAAAAGAUAAUAACCCAAAGAGUCCCCCACUCAUGUACGGUAAUUAUCUGACACAUCCUAAGGAUAUCAAAACAUUCGUGGCAUCCAUAAGAUUCAUCCAAACAUUAGCUGAAACAGAGGCAUUCCAACGGCUCGGAGCAAAAUUGCAUCCAGCCCAAUUUUCAACUUGUCCAGACCUCCUCUUGAAUUCAGAUGAAUAUUGGGAAUGUGGUGUGCGUACCCUCACAGCUACUCUUCACCAUCAGAUUGCAACAUGUCGCAUGGGCCCUGAAGGCGAUCCGCAAGCAGUAGUUGACCCCGAACUUCGAGUUUAUGGUAUACGUAGGUUACGUGUUGUGGAUUCUAGUAUAAUUCCUGAACCAAUAUCUUCGCAUACACACGCACCCGCGGUAAUGAUAGGCGAAAAAGCUUCAGAUAUGAUUAAAGCAAGCAGUACAAAUGUCUGGUAA
Molecule: messenger RNA, 1947 nt
Organism: Pieris macdunnoughi
Lineage: Eukaryota; Metazoa; Arthropoda; Insecta; Lepidoptera; Pieridae
Source: the annotation of a GenBank genome assembly